UUGAGAUUCGAGAAGGCGGGGAUGGAUCCGAAGCCGGCGUCCGCGCUGCGAAGGGCAUCGCCGCUGCCGUGGCUGCUGCUGCUGCUGCUGCUGCUGCUGCUGGGCUCGCGGCUGGCUGCAGGCGCGCUCCCUUUCGGCAGCGGUCCUCCCCGGGUCUUCCCUGACCUGCUGUCGGAGCAGCGGUGGCUGCAGAUGGAGGACUUGAGCCUGUCCCUGUUGCGGGGCGGGGGUCUGGGACCCCUGUGGCUCCCCUCGGACCUGCCGGAGCUGGACCCGGAGUGCCGGGAGCUGCUGCUCGACUUCGCCAACAGCAGCGCCGAGCUGACCGGGUGCCUGGUGCGCAGCGCUCGGCCUGUGCGCCUCUGUCAGACCUGCUACCCCCUCUUCCAACAGGUCGUCAGCAAGAUGGACAACAUCAGCCGAGCCGUGGGGAACACUUCCGAGAGUCAGAGUUGUGCCAGAAGUCUCUUAAUGGCCGAUAGGAUGCAAGUAGUUUUGAUUCUCUCUGAGUUUUUUAAUACCACCUGGCAGGAGGCAAAUUGUGCAAAUUGUUUAACAAACAACAGUGACGAAUUAUCAAACAGCACAGUACAUUUCCUCAAUCUAUUUAAUAGCACCCUGACCUGCUUUGAACAUAACCUUCAGAGAAAUGCAGUGAGUCUUCUACCACCAAAAAAUUACUCAGAAGUGUGCAAAAACUGUAAGGCUGCCUACAAAGCACUGAGUGAUCUGUACAGUGAAAUGCAGAAAGCGAACGAACGUGAGCAUAAGGCUGAACCUGGGACACAUUUGUGCAUCGACGUAGAGGACGCUAUGAACAUUACUCGAAAACUUUGGAGUCGAACUUUCAACUGUUCGGUGCCCUGCAGUGACACGGUGCCCGUAAUUGCUGUCUCUGUGUUUAUUCUCUUCCUGCCCGUGGUCUUCUACCUUAGCAGUUUCCUUCAUUCAGAGCAAAAGAAACGCAAACUCAUUCUACCCAAACGUCUCAAGUCCAGUACCAGUUUCGCAAACAUCCAAGAAAAUUCAAACUGAAACCUAUGAAAUGGAGACUGUGUAGUGUACCACUGGAUGGACGGCGAGAGAUAAAACUUGGUCAGAUGAAGAUAAACUGUGAUUUGACGGGUCACGCUCCUGAGAAACGCAAGGACUCCAGAUUUAUUUUUAAAUAAAAAUUUUCAAUCUUUCCUUCCUUUUCCACCCCUUUUUGUAAGGACUGUGCAUUUUUCAUCUGCAGGAAGAGCAGUGUUGUCUUGUUUUAAAGCAUAUUUGUUACAAUAACAGAAGACAAGCGCAGUCUUGGCGUUUAGGACAGGUUGUUGCCGUCUGAGACUUGUGGGUUUUCUUUACUAACAAAAGUACCUCAAGUAGAAAAGUUUUUGAAAACGAGGACUUAAAAUUUAACCAGUUACAAAAAAAGGCCCUGGGAAAGAAAUGUCCUUGCCAAAGGUAAUAGGUCCAACUGGUAAACUCCUCCUUGUUCAAGUAUUAUGUAUAUAUUUAAUAUGUCAUAUGUUAAAAUGGUGUAAGAUUCAGUAUUCACUUUCUCUAAAGUCACUUUUAUCUUUGUAUGAAAGAUUUAUGAUAACUGGUUUCUUACUUGACUUUUAUAAAUGGUAUUUUACAUCUUAUUUUUGCCUUCAUAAGUAAUUUGAAAUCACUUCACUGCUUUAUUGUUCUUAGGACAAGAUGGAUUCUUCUUAUUGCCAGGAAUUUGCAUUGUGAAUUACCUUAAGUUAUUUGGCAAUUUGUAAUUUAUUAGUACUUUAAAUCAAAUGUAGCACUCAUACUGUACUUAAAUUGUGAAUGUUUUUAACGGUGAAAUAUGGGAAUUUUAGGGGGAAGAGAAAGGAGGAGUGGAGAAGCUGAAGGGACAGCAAAGAGGUGCGUGUUCCUACAGGAGGCGGGAUGAUGCUCUCACGGUGCCUGUAGUGACAUGAAGACGAUGCUCAUUUUGAAUUGCUCAAAUUCAGUACUUACCUGGUAGGGGAGACACCGUGAUCAGGCAGGUGGUUUUCCCAGGGAAAACCAGCUCAUCCAUUGCACUUGAGUUGCUUAAAAUCAGAUCAAGGUGAAAUGAGAGGAAGUCACACAUUCACUCUUCAGAAAUUUUGGCUUGGAAUAUUUGAUGUUUGAAAAAGGCUUUAUUUCCCAAUUUUGCACAAUUGUAUUUCUCAGGUUUUUAAGAGGUGAUUCAUUUGCUAAUUCCUUCAUGCUUUCUUGCUGGAAACAGGCCCUAUUUUAAUUGUUGACAGUGUGAAGCCUCCUCUGCAUAGAAACAAGAGCUUGGUUGAAAUAAUGAGAGAAACUGAAUCCAAUCAUCUGCUGUAAGCUGCCCUACAGAUAUACAACAGAUGUUUCUAUUUUUCUAUUUUGUUUUGUUUACCCUUUACACA
Ochotona curzoniae (black-lipped pika) is the source of this 2396-nucleotide messenger RNA. It is a transcript of the gene OSTM1, whose product is annotated as osteoclastogenesis associated transmembrane protein 1. The coding region runs from base 22 to 1035 and encodes 337 amino acids. Gene Ontology annotation, cellular component: cytosol. The record is from RefSeq and is a predicted model, not a curated record. Gene Ontology annotation, biological process: osteoclast differentiation. Lineage: Eukaryota; Metazoa; Chordata; Mammalia; Lagomorpha; Ochotonidae. The transcript is spliced from 7 exons.